CUGUGGAUCCGAGGUGAAGGGAAUCCGGAACAGGUCUUGAGGAUCAUUCAGGAAGAAGGUCGUCAAGAAGAGCUCGGUUGGGUUGUGUCUGCGAUGACGAGGCUCCAGAGAGCGAAUUCAGCUCGAAAUGUCCUUCGCAAUGAUCGCAGAGAAGACCUGUUCGACGUUCCCGAUAUUGUUUCGGAAGAAUCCAACGGGCGCCCUCUCUCAUUUAAUGAUCCUGGUUGGACAGGAAAUAGACACGGAUAUGGCGAGUCAUCAGCCAUGUCGGGCGCGCUCACCACAGAUGACGAUUUCAUGGCAGCCAGCGCCGGGCCCUCCUUCCAGCCUUCUUCACCACUCGAGCGUUCUAAUGAUGACUUUGGCUUCCAAGCCCCCAGCAUUUCCUCCGAAUCUUCAGAGCACACCGAAGAGCGAACUGAUGCAUUGCGGCCAGGCUCGGCUGACGAGGGUCAUCCACCGGAACCCCGCAACUCGGGCCCGGAGGUCAUUGCGGGCCAAGCUCAGGCCGGUAGUGGGGAAUCUUCGACAACUGGUAUUCGGGGGGUCGAUGGACCUUCUGAUGAUACUCAUGUCAAUUCAGCAGAAUCGGCUGCUCCGGUUCCACAAAAUUUAGUCGACCGCGUUCUUGACUGGCUCUGGGGAGACAUCGUGCCUCGCCAAGGAGCGGAAGAACCAGGUCAUGACGAUGAACACAUCAUCGAAGACCCAGCCUUGGAAGCACCUUUCGUGCCAGUACAAAAUAGGCAAAACGCAGCUGGUGGAGGACGGGCCGGCAACCAAUUCGCUGCACCAGGACCGGAUGGUGAAGUAAAUGACGUCGAUGCUGUGGAGGAAGCUGAUGACUUUGAGGGGAUCUUGGAGCUCAUCGGCAUGCAGGGGCCAAUCUUUGGCCUAUUGCAGAACGGAGUAUUCAGUGCUCUUCUCAUCUCUUUUACCGUGGCUGUCGGCAUCUGGCUUCCUUACCUCUGGGGAAAGAUCGCCUUGGUCUUCUUGACUAACCCGAUCCAACUCUUUGUGGGCGUUCCUCUGGCUCUUCUCUCGAUCACUGCUGAUGUUGCAGUCGACACUCUAAUUGGCAGUGUAGGCUAUAUCCUAUACUGGGUCAGCAUCGUUCUGAGGUUCCUUCUACGACCUGUCGAUGGUUUCGUGCCUGUCUUUAAUUGGAUUCCCAAGAACGCCUCGGUUACCAAUACAUCACUAUCUCUUAUUGAUGGCAGCAGCCAAAGGCUGAGAAGGGUUAUAGACAGCUUUUUCAAUUUCCAUGAAUCAGACCUUCCCAUGUUUUCCGUCCUUUCUCACCAAGCGUUGCGCAUUCACGAGGCGCGGGUUAUGGGUCUCUUCCGCUUGCUGUUUGGCAUUGGGAAAUUCAUCUUGCAUGAUCUUCCUCUGAGACUUCUCUCACAAGGAUUUCGACAAACCCUCUUACUGGGUAUUUCCCGCAUUGACCCCGUCGCCGUUCUUGCAAAACUCCGGCAUUCAUUGCAGAUGCUGGAUCGGUCGAUGUUUUUCUCAUUUGGCAGCCUCGACUGGCUCAACAGCAAGGUCGUUGUCAGUGUUCCCGCUGACCAGAUUCCUUCCGACUACGAUCUGGCACAGUGGGACACCAAAGAUCGCAUCAUUGCAAUCAUAAUUGGAUACAUUUUCGCCUCCCUACUUGGUCUUCUCUACCUUAAAAUUACUGGUCUGAUUUCGGGAGUAAACCGCGGCCAGAGAAUUGAAGGCGUUGUUGCCGACGUGCUUCAUCAAGCUGGGGGUGUCAUGAAAGUAAUUCUGAUCAUUGGCAUCGAAAUGAUCGUAUUCCCCCUGUACUGCGGUCUUCUCCUCGAUCUUGCGUUGAUGCCGCUGUUUGAGAAUGCGACACUGGCCUCCAGGAUCGAGUUCACCAAGUCGUCGCCUCUCACGUCCCUUUUCGUCCAUUGGUUUGUUGGGACCUGUUACAUGUUCCACUUCGCGCUGUUCGUUUCCAUGUGUCGGAAGAUAAUGAGAAGCGGCGUUCUCUAUUUUAUCAGAGAUCCUGAUGAUCCAACCUUCCAUCCUGUGCGUGAUGUCCUUGAGCGCAAUAUCAUGACGCAGCUGCGGAAGAUUGCGUUCAGCGCUCUGGUCUAUGGUGCCUUGGUCAUCGUAUGCCUCGGUGGUGUUGUAUGGGGUCUGUCGUUUGCAUUCGAAGGUGUCCUCCCUAUCCACUGGUCGUCCAACAUCCCUGUCCUUGAAUUCCCUGUGGACCUGCUCUUCUACAAUUUCGUCAUGCCGUUCCUGAUCCGUUCACUAAAACCGUCGGAUGGUCUGCACGCCAUGUACGACUGGUGGUUCCACAAGUGCGCACGUCUACUACGCUUAACAGAGUUCCUCUUUGGUGAGAGACGCCGCGAUGAGGAGGGUCGCCAUGUCAGGCGCACGUGGCGGGAUGUCUUCGCGGGAAAGAAAGGAGAUCCGGAACAUCCCGUCGUGGGUGAAGAGCAAAGAAGGAUUGCGGAGAAGGAGGGAAGAGAUGUGUACUUCCUCCGUGAUGGACGCUAUGUCCGCGCUCCCGCCUCCGACCAAGUGCGCAUACCCAAGGGGGGCCAAGUGUUUUUGGAAGUCACCGAAGACAACAAACGUGUCGAUGGCGCUCCGGAUCGGGAUGAUGGUCUGCAUGGCAGGAAGAGUGACAUGUUCACGAAAGUCUAUAUCCCUCCGUUUUUCCGGCUGAGGAUUGCCGCCUUUAUUUUCCUGAUCUGGGUGUUCGCUGCCAUUACUGGAGUUGGCGUCACGGUGGUGCCCUUGGUUCUUGGUCGGAGAAUGAUCUCGUCUCUUUUCCCGAGCGCCAUCCGCGUGAAUGAUAUCUAUGCCUUCUCGGCUGGGAUCUAUGUCCUGGGUGGUGCUGCCUAUGCUCUAUGCUACUGCCGAACGGGGUAUUCCAUCCUCAAGGAACGCUUGCGACCUGUCUUCGCUUCUCCGCGCCAGGCCAUUGCAGGGGCAAGGGAAGUGGCUCUGCAGACACUUCGCUUGAUCUAUGUUUCCGCCGCGUUCGUCCUAUUUAUCCCGUCUCUUUUCGCCUUGCUCACCGAGCUCUACGUGCUCGUGCCUCUGCACACGUACCUGGAGGACCACCAGACCCAUGUCAUCCACUUCAUUCAGGACUGGACUCUCGGAGUGCUCUAUGUCCAGAUGGCGCUCAAGUUUAUCCAGUGGCGAUCCACCUCUCGUCCGGCGCUGGCCCUCAAUGCCAUCGUUCGUGACGGUUGGCUGCGACCGAAUGCCAGCAUCGCCACCCGGGCCUUUAUCCUUCCUGUCUCUGUCCUGGCGCUCUGUGCGGUGGUCCUGCCCCUCUUCCUUGGCUUCAUUGUCAACACCGUCCUUUUCCACAAUUCUGCUGCCGCGAUUCAUGCGAAGGUUUACCGCUACUCCUAUCCAGCGUCCUUUAUGGCGGGGUUGAUGGUCUGGUUUGCGUACCUGCUUCGCAGACAAGUCGAAGUGUGGAGGGCGCACAUCCGGGAUGAUGUCUAUCUCAUUGGGGAGCGGCUACAUAACUUUGGCGAGAAAAGAGCAAGGGAUGUUACCAGCGUGCCCCCGAGGAUGAGGACGUCAUAG
This is a messenger RNA of Rasamsonia emersonii CBS 393.64, 3573 nucleotides long. RefSeq names its product RING finger membrane protein. Gene Ontology annotation, cellular component: endoplasmic reticulum membrane. The record is from RefSeq and is a predicted model, not a curated record. NCBI's taxonomy places the organism in Eukaryota, Fungi, Ascomycota, Eurotiomycetes, Eurotiales, Trichocomaceae. The transcript is spliced from 2 exons.